UACACAGCCAUAAAAUUUGUCUCCUAAGCUCCUAACGGUCAAAUAUUAGCUAGCCUCUGGCCUAACUUAAGGAUAGUUAUUUGGUUCGUUGUCCAUUUCUCCGAAUUCCAACAUUUCCGGCAGUUUUCGGCUGCAUUUUAAUGCAGCAGAGCCAUUUGAGCGCCAAACGACAGAGCAGCAGCAGUAACCCUAGCUUGGCUAGAGCCGCCCGUUUUAAAGACAAAAGAUAAAGAGAGCAAGCUAGCUGGAGAGUUAUUAGCUUAUAUUCAGUGCCAUACUUACUAGCUGAAACUAGCUAACAAGGACUGUAGCUAUGUUUAGGAAUAAGACUGCCUGGUUUUCCAACAGUGUGCCACAGGCAUGUCACAACUUUUGGAUAUUGGAGGGUGGAACCAUUGCAGGUUGGCGAACAGCACUUUACCUUUUCAGUGAGGAUGCUACAUGUCCUGAUACUCUAAGGAUAUUUGAGAGCAAAGAUUACCUUAGGAACAAGGUGGUGGUUUUUCACAGCUUGUUUCUGUCUGCCUGUGAGAAGCGCCAGAGUGUAAAGUCUGUGUGCAUUGGUCAUUAUGUGCUGCCUCCAGCCUCAGUACAGGACGAGGUGAGAAACGUGGUUGGGAGGUUGAUUUGGGAGUGUGAAGAUGAGCAGUCAGUAGCACAGAAGAGUUUCAGUUGCCUACCAGAAGAUAAAUGCAGUGAAGGAGAAGUCAGCAGAAGCGAAUAUGUUAAAAGUUUCCACGGGUACAUCGGCAUGGACAACCUGCAGAAAUAUUCAGGUGAUCUGUGUGAUUUCCACCCUGGGUUUUUCCAAUGCUCCAACUGUAAGGCCCACUACUGCUUGCCGCACACAAAAGCAAACAUGCACUAAGAGAAAAGUAUGUUAAAGAAGAACAAGUAGCAGCUGUGCUAUUCACAGUCAUGAGCUGGAGAUAAUUUACUGGCAAAUUAUUUAUUAUGUUUAUGUUUGCGUACCUGCACGUGUGUAUGUAGUGUAGAUGUAUAUCCUGACAUAAAAUAAAUCUGUGUGGCUAAUGCUGAUCUCA
Molecule: messenger RNA, 1043 nt
Organism: Siniperca chuatsi (mandarin fish)
Lineage: Eukaryota; Metazoa; Chordata; Actinopteri; Centrarchiformes; Sinipercidae
Gene: terb2
Product: telomere repeat binding bouquet formation protein 2
Exons: 6
Coding region: 314-868 (184 amino acids)
Biological process (GO): meiotic attachment of telomere to nuclear envelope; homologous chromosome pairing at meiosis
Cellular component (GO): nuclear inner membrane
Source: RefSeq, a predicted model, not a curated record